ACUGGAUGUGCAUCUCUCUUUGAUUCCUGGUCCAUCCAAAGUUUAAGGCCAACUGCCUAGCAGUGGCAGCCCGGCUUCUAGUCAGGCAACACUGAGGGAGUCAAUUGACUUAAUAGCUCAUUAUAAUUUACUUGUUUCCUUGUAAACUCUUCAUUCUAUAGGUGUUAACGACCCUAUUUUCUUUUAAAUUGUCCUUAAUGGUUCCACUUCUUCAGCUAUCCUUACUGCAUAGAUUUCCAUAGAUUUCAUAGAUGUUAGGCUGGAAGGGACCUGGAAGAUCAUCAAAUCCAGCCCCCUGCCCCAGAGGCAGGAAGUGCUGCUGUGCUUCUGCAGUGCAGCUGUCUGUUAGUUGCUUCUAGUAAUGUAGCUCCUAUUUCAUAGCCCUGCAGACUGUUAUUUAACUGUAGCUAAAAACAUUAACCCAGGUGUGGAAAUAUUAAGUCAGGUAAACUUUAGCUCAGGUGUGGAAAUCACUUUCCAUGUAACAUUGGAGGCACUGUCCAGAUGCUCAGGAAGAUUUGAUUUUGUUUUAUGAUCCUGAAAAAUAGAUCUAUAUUUAACUAUAAUGAUUCCAGGACUAAUAAAACAAUGUCUUUGGAUUAAUUUGUGACUAGUUUGUUGUGUUUUAUGUGAUAUAGUAAAUUAAUGCACAUUCCAAUAUUUUUUUCUUUACUCUUAAACUGAAUAAUAUAGCUCUAAGCUCCUACUUAAUAGUGAAACUUCUAGUUUCUUUUUAGCUAGAGAAAAAUGUGUGCUGCGUUGUACUGGUGAUGCCCUCCACCCCCUCCUUUCAAAAUCCUAGGUCUGUCUAUGAACCCAAGCAUAAGGAAGCAUCAAGCAUGUGCAAAGUGAAUGUGCUGGUAUUUUUUUACAAUUCUACUAGUAAGAAAAGUGAGUGGUGAUUUUAAGUUCCUCAACUUUCCAGGGGCCCAAUUUGAGACAAUGCUGAAGAGGGCAGGUGUGCAAAUCUUCUGCAAAUCAGGCCCUUUUAAGGUGUUUACAGUAAGGUCUUUAAGCAUCAAGACACCUGGAAUCAUUGGCUGCUUGCCAAGAUCUUGGUACAAGCCCUAAUGCAGUGAUUGAUCUGAAGUAAACCCUCUUAUCCAGACUGCACUAUGUUAAGGUGUAUAACCAAACCUUCAAACUAGGCCUCAUCUCUAAAGCAAGCCAUUACAUCAAAGAGUCCAGCAAACUGCUUCUGUCUUCAUACAUUUGGUGCAGCUGAAAAUUUCAGAUAGCUCUAAAGCUUCUGUAAAUAAAGGUGUGAAUCAAGGAAACUGAGCAGGCUGCCUCCAUCCUUUCUAAUACUUUUGCUAUUAGGUGACUGAGAAAAUUAUCAGCCUCAGUCACAUUCCUAGUCAAAUGUGCACUGUCAUCAAAUUAAAUCCUAAACCAGUUAGUUAUUCUCCACCAGAGUGCUGUGGGGUGCCUUGAGAUCCUUUCAAGGGCGUCAGAGGUUGCCACACAAUAUUAGCACUGUUAGGUGUGGAAAUAUAGUUCAAGUGAUAAACCCAGAGAUUUCAAAUAGGAAUUCAUGGCGUUAAAAACAUUAGGACCUGCUGUGGUCUUUCUGAGUUCUUUGCAAUAGGAAUUGCUCUAGUAUUUUUCUGUAGUCAAAAGUCAUGUGUAGAUGAAAUGAGGGGCACGUGUGCAUAACACUUUAAAGUGGGUUAAAUGCUUUUGCACCAGUUUAAUGGUGUUGGUGUUUGCAUGCAUCCACAGUGUAUUGUGCAGUACUUCUAGCCACUGUAGCAAAUUUGGUGGUGUAAUGAGCCUUAAAUGACUUGGGGCACAGCAAACUAAAACUCCUACAGCUGCAAAGCGAAGCACUAUGCAGCCCCACGUCUCUACAGGAAGUUCUGCAGGCAGCCUGGUACCAGCCCAAAACCUGCCUGCCUGACAGCGGAGCCUGCCUGCCUGCCUGAGCUGCGCAGGGGCCUGGUGCUUCCCUCCAUGGCUGCAGUGCCCCCCCAGCACCGCCCAAGGUGGGUGCCUGUGGGCAGGUGCUGCCUGUGGGGGGGGCUACUGCUGCCAUGGAGGGAAAAAGCAGACCCCCCCCCCCGCUCCACCCGCCGGCAGCUCACCCUCCCCUCCACGCCACCAGAGAGCCAGCUCUCUAAGCAGAUAUCCUCGUCCAAGAAGAAAGGACAUGCCAUGAGUUUCCCACCUGCGCUGUUGGAGGGAGUCCGGCAAAGGACUGAAGAGCACAGAUUCAUCUGUAUUUACAUCAAUACCUCUUGUGCCUUCCAGAAUGAAAAUAACAACACACUGCUAAACAACUACAUCUUAGGGGCUACUCUAAGAAAUACCUCUGUAAGGAACCUCAGCCACCCUGUGGAGAUGCGCUUCUGGCAUGACCGUGUGCUGGACAACUCCACUGCAACCUGUGUCUUUUGGUUGGAAGAAGCAGAGAGUGACAGCCGGGGGACCUGGAGCAGAGAAGGCUGCAAGACCAUCCAUGAAAGGCACAUGGUCCUGUGCCAGUGUAACCACCUCACUUACUUUGCUGUGCUGCUGCAAAACUCCUCAGAGGACAUCAAUGAGAACCUCCUGGCUCCUCUCACCUAUAUCACCAUCAUAGGUUGCAGUAUCUCAGCUGCUGCCUCUCUUCUCACCAUCCUCUUAUACCUUGUCUCCAGAAAAAAGAAGGGUGAUAAUACAACGAAAAUCCACAUGAAUCUCCUGGGUGGCCUCUUCUUUCUGAACGGCUUCUUCCUACUCAGCGAGCCCCUAGCAUCGUUUAAUCUCAUGUGGCUCUGCAGGACUGCUGCUGUAUUCCUCCACUACUCCCUGCUCUGCUGUUUUACUUGGAUGGCCAUUGAGGGCUUCCACCUCUACCUGCUCUUGAUCAAAGUCUACAACGUGUACAUCAGGCGAUACAUCCACAAGUUGUGCAUGCUUGGCUGGGGUCUGCCAGCAAUAAUAGUGAUUGGCAUUCUCAUCGCUAAGAAAGAGGUCUACGGGUUCCAUCAAAUCAAAACCAGUGGUCACAACUACACUGCUACCAUGUGUUGGAUCACAUCCAAGAGUAUCCAUUACUUUAUCAACCUGAGCUAUGCUGGGGUCACCAUGCUCUUCAACAUAGUUGUCUUAGUCAUCGUACUGAGGAUGCUGAGGAACAUUCCCAGUCAGAAAGAACGAGCAAGAAGGGACAUAGUGACAGUGCUAGGGCUGACAUGCCUGCUGGGAACAACCUGGGCCUUUGCCUUCCUCAGUUUUGGUGUCUUCUUGACUUUUCAGAUCUUCCUGUUCACCAUCAUAAACUCUCUCCAUGGGUUCUUCAUCUGCCUCUGGUACUGCACCAUACAUCGGAAAGUGGAUGGUGGCUUUACAAGUGAGACUUUGCAGACAACAAAAUAGACCAUUCUCUUGGCUUGUGCUCCAGGAUGGCACAGCCCAGGGGCAAAUAAUGGUCCAAGAACAGACUCCCUCGUAACAGAACCAGCCUGCUGCUGGCUGCUGCACAUAUGAGUUGCUUUGAGAAUUGACAGGUGUGCCAAGGGCGUUCUCUGCUUCCAAUAAGAAAAAGAUACAGUCUUCAGGGCCUUAGCAAGUGAGGCACAAACAACAUAAUAAACCUUGAAUGGCCCUUACAAAGUGUUCAUCAGGGGACUUGCAGCCCAACACAGUCUGGUGUGUUCUGCACACUCAGGAGACUGAGGUGCAGCAGAACAGCUAUUCUCAUGCUACAGAAUGGCCUGUUCCCUACAAGUCUUAAGGAGACAGUGGGGCUGUUUGGGGUAUGGGUCCUCUCUGCAUUGCACCAGGCAGCUUCCUUUGCCCCUGAGUGCACAGUAGGUAUAAGCUGCUACUGGAUCAGCAUUAGCACAUAAUCACACUGACAGCACUGUUAUUCCACACAGGUGUAAAUGCCAAUGCAAAAGAACAGAGCGGGGCAGAAUCACACUCUGCGUGCUUGUUCUCACCAGGAAUUACAAACAGCCCAACAGGACCGUAUGUUUGCUUUCGAAUUACAUAGCGAUAACUUCCUCAUCAGGGCUAUGGAAGACAUUAAAAAAGCCAGAGCCUGAGUGAUUCAAUCUUUGCAGGUUAGUCUAACCUGCCUAGACUGAACUGAUUUGCAAGUAAACAGACAUUUGCUUUUGACUCCAGAAAUGCUAGCACAUGCAUGCAGUGGCUCAGGCCAGGCGCCAGGGGGUGCUAGAGUGUGCCUUUGGCUGCAGGGAAGCUGUGUUGGGGGCGAGGGGGCAGCCAAGGCAGUAGCUUAGAGACAACUGGGCAAGAAGGUGGUUUAAUUCCCUACUCCCUGACCCACUGGCACAGACCCAAGCAGGGGUCCUCCAGGUGCUCCCCCCUCACUACCUCAGUGGUGGGGGCAGGGGUGCAGCCAGACACUGGCCAGCAUGGUCCCCUGAGGCAGAGAGGGUAAGGAGGUUUAUUCCCCUCAGGACCACAGCCAGGGUCUGUCAGCCCUGACCGCCCCCAGCAUGGGGCAGAGCUGCCACAGACUGUGCUGGGUGAGCAGUAGCACUGGGGCUGGGAGGGGUGGCCAUAGCCCCCCAGGCCCCACCCCCAGUGCCGCUCGCCCCGUGCAGUCUGCAGCAGCUCCAACUGCCCUACAGUGCGCCCCCUCCCCCAGGAAGAGGCUUGCACCCCAGCACACCAUGACAGGGGGUACUGCCCCCAUCAAGGGCCCUGCCCCCUCGCUGCUUUAGCUGGGGUCUGGGAGACCUCAGCUGCGGUCCCACAGGGGCAGUGGGAGCAGAAGGGGGAAUAACACCCCCUCCCUGUCCCUUCUGCCUCAGGGGCUAUGUUGGCCAGUGUCUGGCUGUGCCCCUACCCCCGCCACUACAGCAGUGAGUGGGGAGUGCCAGGCAGACCCAGCUUGGGUUCAUGCUGGUAGGACAGGGUGGUGGGGAUUAAACCUCCUCCCUGGCCAGUUCACUCCAGGCUACUGCUGGGGCUGGCCAUGCCUCCACCACUGGAGCAGCCAGUGGAGAAAUGCCUGACAGGUCCAUGCUGGUGGGACAGGGGAGGGGCAGGGGAAUAAACCUCUUCCCUGCUCCCUUCUGGGGCCAGCAUCUGGUCAGAUCCCUGCCCCUGCCUCUCCCUGCUCCAACUGGGGAGCAGAUGGGCAGAGCCAGCCCUGCUCUGCUGGAGCAGAGAACACAGUCCAGCCCACAGAUCAUGCCAGGAUGCUGGGGGACUUCGGUUUAACUUAAACCAGGAAGGGGUCUGAGACAGAAGUUGUAUAAACUGGUUUGAGCUCAAUCAGUUAAGUCUGAUACCACAUUCAGCCAGGUUUAUCUCAAACUGUUUUUUGCCAAAACCACCAUUUUGAAACUGGUUUAUUUGCCCUGGACUUAUGUUCUGUUACAGGUUUAAACCAGUUUCUGAUCACUUAAACUGGUUUGUGUGUAACUUAUGUCCCUAGCCCUGGGCAUCAGUCACUUCACCCUGGAACAAGAUUCAAAACUCAGCUAACUUGCCUGGCAUAGGCUCCUAUCAUUUGUGCUAAUGCACAAGAUAUUUGUUAGAUGGGCAGGGCUAUAUAAAAGCAUAAUGCCAUACUGGUUCAACCCAAUGGUUGGUCUAACCUAACAUCCCAUCUCUGACAGUGACAGGAAUGAAUGCUUUAGAGGGAGAGCAUUGAACAGGGUAUAUCUAAAAUGGAAGAGGGCAGCAUUAUAUUCAUACACACACACACACACACACACACACACACACACACACACACACACACACACACCUGCUCACUCAUUACUAGUAAUCAUAUGUGCUCAACCAUGCCAGCUUCAGUCCAUUUUCUUGGUGAGCAGAAUGACUUUUUGCCACUCUUCCUUCUUGACUCUGUAACUUCCCUUCUCAUAGAUUUCUAGGGUCGGAAGGGACCUGGUAGAUCAUUGGGUCCGACCCCCUGCUCCAGGCAGGAAAGAGAGCUGGGGUUCUCAAAUUACUGAAAAAAGUUAGAUUGAUCACUCUUGUUUCCUCAUGUUAGUACAAGUAUGAAAGAAAGUGCAGAACCUGAAAGCCAAACACAGAGCCAGUCCUUUAAAGCCUAAUUUUUUCACAAGGAUGUGGGCUAGCAUCUGUAGUGAAUUUCACUUUUCUUAGCACCUGCAUGGCUGGCAUCCUUCACAUCAGUACUUGGACUCCCCCAUCUCAACCCCCAGUAUGGUAAUUUACAAGGAAAUAAUUUGAGGAUUUAGCUGAUGCAUAGGUGUAUUUAUAUGCACUUCUGUGAUCACAAGGUCAUAUGUCCCAAGGAACCCCACAAAUUUCAGAAAUUCCUAUCUGGGAUGAAUAGAUCUUGUUUGUUAUAACCUGUGGGCAAAUGUUUCUGUUCUGUGAAGCCUGCUCAAAUCAAAAAGCCUUUUCAAAACAGCUUCCUAGCUUUCUAUGGGGGAAUUAAACUGGUGCUGAUUUUAUCAGUCAUACAAUCCUGUUUCAGUCUAGUCCCCAGGUCUUUCCACAUAUGAUAGCUGCUCAUAUGAUCUAUUUCUCAUAUUUCCUGAGGAUACUUUCCCAGCCUCAAAAACCACACCUGGCUAAAGCAAAAUCUCUUAAAUUAAACAAAUUGCAGCAGAAGCAAUAAACAGAAUCAGCUGACGUGGACUAGAUAAGCCAAUUUUGCUUUACCAGUUUCCCAUUUGAAAAGUGGCUUGAAAUAUGUAAAGCUGAAAAUGUUCUUCUACUCUUACCCCAAAGGAAUCUCCUUACAAUUUAUUUCUGCUGGCACUGUAUCCUUUAACAAAAGGUGAAGUGGAAUUUGACUGAAGAGAUCAUUUCUCUAAUGCUGCAAGGCAGGGGCAAAUUAAAAGCCUUACGCAUACAGGAUGUUCUAUAUUCAUGAUGCUUUAAAAGUGUAGUUAAUUAUUUUAACCACGAUAAGAAGCAUUGCUGGGUUAUUUGAUAAAUUUAGAGUAAUUUGUUUGGUGCAGUACAUAGAGGGCAAUGUAAAACCUCAACAUGAUUGAACUAUGUGACGCUAAGCAGUCAAUUAUAGGUCCUAUGGGAUUUCAACCAGUUUGCAAAGUAGAUGUUUGGGAAGAAACAAUUGAGAAUGUUUUAUAAAUGUCCAGGGCCCAGGUUACCCUUUCAUCAUACACUAACCACCAUUUAGUUCAGUGGGUGUUGCAUGCAGGUAGUUGAAAGUGAAUUGGGUCAAAAAUUAUUUUUUCCUUAUUUCAUUUUUUUAGAAGUAGCUUUAUUGACUUUAAAGCAAAUGAAAAAAGAUUCAUAAACAUAAUGUAAUCUCUGGACAAGGAACAAAGCACCACUCUGCAGAAAUACUGGCCCUCUACCCCAUCUUCUGUUCCCCCAACAAUUUUCAUGUACCUCUCACUUGCCAGUCUGUCUCUUACUAGAGAUGAGAGAGAAAUUUCUUCCAUGUCAUGUGAAAAGCUUUAGAUUUCCCAUUCAUCUCAUAAUGAGAAUCUCAUAGGAAGUAAUAUUGCCUAGUCAAUUUUAAGAGAGGCAUGCAAAAGCUAUCUGUGUCACUGGGUAAGGAUCAAAAUAUUUCUGCAAGAAAGUCAACUACUGACUAUGUUUAGAAAGAUUUUGUAAUCUCAUCAAAAUGAAAAAACUGACAUAGUAAAUAA
This is a messenger RNA of Alligator mississippiensis (American alligator), 7562 nucleotides long. It is a transcript of the gene ADGRG5, whose product is annotated as adhesion G protein-coupled receptor G5. Gene Ontology annotation, cellular component: membrane. The coding region runs from base 1954 to 3360 and encodes 468 amino acids. Gene Ontology annotation, molecular function: G protein-coupled receptor activity. Gene Ontology annotation, biological process: cell surface receptor signaling pathway; adenylate cyclase-activating G protein-coupled receptor signaling pathway. The record is from RefSeq and is a predicted model, not a curated record. NCBI's taxonomy places the organism in Eukaryota, Metazoa, Chordata, Crocodylia, Alligatoridae. The transcript has 10 exons.